Molecule: messenger RNA, 1606 nt
Organism: Petromyzon marinus (sea lamprey)
Lineage: Eukaryota; Metazoa; Chordata; Hyperoartia; Petromyzontiformes; Petromyzontidae
Source: RefSeq, a predicted model, not a curated record
GUCGCUCACACUGUGGGCCCCCAACUUUGACCCCUCCGAGUAUCGGCCGCUGUGCAUUUGGGUGCCGGGGCUGUCCCCCGCACAGCGCAGAAUAUGCCUGCGGCACCGGGACCACAUGGCGCACGUGGCCGAGGGCGUCCACCUGGCGCUGUCCGAGUGCCGGCACCAGUUCCAGGGAAAACAGUGGAACUGCGCCGUGCCUGGCGUGGAGGACACGCUGGACCCCGUGGCCAAGUCGGUGCCAGGCUGCGGCUCGCUCGCUUCACUGCUCUUGACGCUCCUGGCACGCCUCUUGGGGGUCCCGGACGUCCCACCGGCCCUGAUCUAUUCCGCGGAGUUGGAGACGGCGUUCGGCUCCUACCCGCGGCGACGAUCCCCCUGGUCCCCACUCGUGUCGGUCCUUGAGGGUGGGAGCUCUCCCCAGCCGCUCGUGCUGCUGCCGCUUCUGAGCUGCGCGCCCCCACGCCACCGAUUCGGGGGCUCUCCUUUCGCAGGGCCGCGGAGCCCAUUGUUCGGUCCCCCGGGCAAAUCCCGUGAGAGGGGUCUGUCUCUAAAUAGGCGACGUUUUCCCUACCACCUGCUUGGCGUGUUCUCCCCCAAAACCCCUUCCCACACCGGUCUGGCCGCACCGUCUCCAGCUGACGGGGCGGGCUUCACGCACGACGCCCCCCCGGGAGUCUCCCCAGGCUCGCGCGAGGCCGCGUUCGUCUCCGCCGUCACCGCCGCCGGAGUGGCCCACGCGGUGGCGCGCGCCUGCCGCCAGGGGGCCCUGCAGGGCAGUUGUUCCUGGGUCGUUCCCCACACCAUGAAGCUACCGCCGGGUGCUCGGCGGGGCGGCUCCGGAGACGACGUCGAAUACGGAUACCAAUUCGCCAAGUGGUUCGUGGAUGCGGGCGAUCGCAAUCGUGGCAGCGGGCAAGGAGGGGAGUCUUUGGCGAUGAAUUUGCACAACAACGAGGCCGGCCGGCUAGCGGUGUACAAUCUGGCGUACAUGGGCUGCAAGUGCCACAUGUUAUUUGGCACCUGCAUGCUGAAAAUCUGCUGGCAGCAGCUCGCCGACUUUCGCAGCGUUGGGAACUUUCUGAAGGAAAAGUACGAAAGAAGUUCCGCCGUGCAGCUGGUGAGCCACAACGGUGGGGGUGGUGCCGGAGGCGCCAACGGCAGCAGGGGCGGCGCCGCCCGCUGGCCCCGCCGGCGUCUGGAGGCGGUGAACGAGCGGUUGACGGCGCCCACGGUGAGCGACCUGGUUCACGUGAACGCCAGCCCGGAGUAUUGCGAGCGCGACGAGACUGACGGCGUCCCCGGCACGGUGGGGCCGCAGUGCAGCGUCACCUCGGAGGGGGCCACCGAGGGACGCUGUGUCACGUGCUGUGACAGAGGAUACGACACCUCUCAAGGUGCGCCGGUCCGGUUCCCGUUCGCGUGCGCGUGGGGUGCAGCGAGCGAGGUGAACCCGCACGGCGGAGGCCUCGCGGGCGGGGCGGGCGGGCAGGCCCGGAUUUCGUCUCAAACCAACGUUCAGCGUCGCCGAUUCGUCGACGAGGAACCUCCCCUCGUCCAAGGUCGCGACGCGGACUUGAGAAAAAAGCCGUCCAUGAAUUUCUAA